GUGAGGUUUCUCUUGCUGUCGCCAUCUUGCCCGUCAUGGGGAGCCCACCAGCCAAGAUGAAGUUGUGCCCCAUCCACAUGCUUUCUGUAAGAAUCAUACAAGCCAAGAACAUCAAGUCAAGAGACCUGUUGACUGCUUCAGACUGCUACGUGCGCUUGUGGCUGCCGUCUGCUUCAAAUACAAAGCUUCAGACCAAAACCAUCAAGAAUUCUGACAACCCUGUCUGGAAUGAGACUUUCUACUUUAGGAUCCAGAGAGAAGUUGAGAACGUUUUAGAAUUGGCAGUGUGUGAUGAAGAUCCACUCACCAAAGAUGACAUGCAGUUCACAGUUCUUUUUAAUGUUGCUAGAAUCAGACCCGGGGAGACAGUCCGUGAGACAUUUGCUUUGAAAUCAGAGAAAGAGAGGUGCACUAAGAAAUGGGAAAGUUUGGAAGUGGAAUUCUGGAUGGAAAGAAUUCCUGGCCCUCCAGAGCACCUCAUUACCAACGACGUCCUAGUGUCCCGUGAGGUUUGCUGCUUGGAAGUGCAAGUGGACAUUAAUGAAAGCAGGAGAUAUUUGAGAGAGAGUAAAAAUCUCGUGCUUACGGUGCCUGCAUCUCACGAGGGAACACAGAAAACUACAGAGGACACAGAUACUUUCUACUUCCAUUGCGUGAAGGCUUGGGAGCCAGUUCUGAAAGUCAGGCUGCAGAAAGUUUCUGAUAAGGAAGAUGACAACAGCAAUUUAAGUGACACCUUGACAGUACCACUGAAAUUUCUCCCUGUUGGACACAGAGUGAAAGUAACCCUCCCUGUGAGACAUAAUGUGCCACUGCAGUUGUACCUCCAGCUAAAUGAGUGCACAGAAAGACUAGAUGUGCGCUUUGGGUAUGAUCUGUGCCAAGAAGAACAAGAAUUCUUGCAAAAAAGGAAGAGAGUGGUUGGCAGUGCCCUGAGAAGGGUUCUUCAUCUGGACAGAGACCUACAUGGACACGAGGUCCCAGUAAUAGCUGUUAUGGCAACGGGCGGAGGCCUCAGAGCGAUGUCAGCUAUGUUUGGCCACCUCUUAGCUCUUCAGAAGCUGAAUCUGUUGGACUGUGUUACCUAUGUCACCGGGGCUUCUGGCUCAACAUGGACCCUAGCAGACCUGUAUGAGCAUGCCGACUGGUCCCAGAGGAGUCUGGAAGGGCCACUUAAGGCAGUAAAAGAGCAAGUGACAAAAUGCAAGCUCAACCUUAUGUCCAUAGACCAUCUGAAGUAUUAUCACAAGGAACUCGCCGAAAGGGCAAAAGCAGGACAUGUGCCAUCUUUUACAACUCUGUGGUCACUUGUGCAGGAAAUGUUCUUACAUGAACGGCCAAGAAAGUACAAACUCACAGACCAACGCAAGGCAUUGGAGCAUGGACAAAACCCAUUGCCUUUCUAUGCAGUCCUCAAUGUGAAAGAGGAAAAGUUUGGUACUUUCAAAUUUAGAGAGUGGGCAGAGUUCUCUCCUUACGAGGUGGCCAUACCAAAAUACGGAGCCUCCAUUCGUUCGGAGUAUUUUGACAGCGAGUUCUUCAUGGGAAGGCGAGUGAAGAAGCUGCCAGAGUCUCGGAUCUGCUAUCUGGAAGGUCUUUGGACAAACAUCUUUACUAGGAAUUUGCUGGAUGGCUUGUACUGGUCCUCAAAUUCAAAUGAAUUCUGGGAACGAUGGGCCAAAGAUAUGGUGGAUAUAGAAAAGCAUUCCCCUGAGGAGGACGUCACUAUCGUGGAGCCUCCGUCUUGUUUGUCAGGGAAGUUGUAUGAAAUGUUUCAGGACAUUCUGACCAAGCGUCCGCUACUGGGAAAGUCGCAUAACUUCCUGAGAGGCUUAGAAUUUCAUAAGGAUUAUAUCCAUCAGAAAAAAUUUAUUGAAUGGAAAGACACUGUGCUGGACGCUUUCCCUAACAGUCUGACACCGCUGCAGAAGUAUCUUUGCCUGAUCGAUGUUGGCUAUUUCAUCAACACCAGCGGUGCAGCACUUUUCAAGCCAGAGAGGAAUGUAGAUGUCAUUAUCUCACUGGAUUAUGGUUUGGGGAACGUGUUCAAGCAAUUGGAGAUGACAUACAAAUAUUGCAAGAUACAAAAAAUCCCAUUCCCCAAAGUGGAGCUAAGUAAAGAAGAAGAGAAGAACCCAAAGGAAUGUUACGUGUUUGCAGAUGCGGAGGACCCCAGAGCACCCAUAGUAAUUCAUUUCCCCCUGGUGAACGACACCUUUAAGGAAUUCAAGGAGCCUGGGGUAAAGCGCAGUCACUCAGAGAUGGAAGAAGGCAAAGUCAAUCUGGACAACAACUGCUCACCCUAUUACCUCAUCAGGCUAAUCUACUCCUCUGAAAAUUUUGACAAACUUGUGAACCUGAGCAAAUACAACAUCCUCAAUAACAAAGACCUGCUCCUCCACGCGAUCCGGAGCGCUGUAGAACGGAGGAGAAGUGGCAGGACUGGGAAUUUCCCCAGCUACUCUGGAGCUGGGUACCCCUAGGCUGGGUUUUUGCACUGUUCCCCACUGAAGGCUAUGACAGUCACAUUACAACACAUCACAGUCAGGUUACAGCACGUCACAGUCACAUUACAGCACGUCACAGUCACAUUACAACACAUCACUGUUUAUUAUUUGCAGGAAACUGAGGAAACCUGUACAUUUCUCAUCUUGCCUUGUUAAGUUCCUAGCUUUCAAAAGGGUUUAUUUAAUCUCCUUCCCCCAAGUUUUGAGACCACGAGAGCCUCACACUGUGGUCUUACUCGUUACGAAAUAGGGUCCUGGUUAGCAGAGACCUUCCAGGAUCUCCCUGGUGCUAUAGGAUAUGGUGGUGGUGUUAGUGGUAGUUCUUUGUACGUGCCUGUCCCCUCAAUCCUGAGCCCAUUGUCGGUGUCUUUUCAAUGCUUCGUUACAAACGAAGUCCUGGCCAUUUGCAUUCAGUAAUGUCCAGAUUUUCAGACAGGCUGAGCAACUAGAAUUUGCACUGAAUUGGUGGGCUCAGCUUUGAAGUCAGGCCAAAGAGUCAUAAAUAUAUAUAUAUAUAUAUGUAUCUGUGAACUGGGGCCAAACUGCAACGUGGACAAUUGCAUUCUGUCUGGCCGAUUCCCCUUGCUGAUUUAGAAAUUAUUCCUUUUUUCCAUUCCCCUGCAAGAGUUUGGCACAGGAUCGCUGCUGCAGGCUGCCACGAGGGGGGCAGUUACAUUUCAGAGAGAGAGGCCGUCGGCUGCAGAGAGCGAGCGCGGUUCUGCCGAGCGUUGGCUGGAGGAAACAUUCUGCAUGAGGCGUGAGUGAGUCUAUUGAUUUAUACGGGUAGUGCCUUUAUGCAUUUAAAUGUCAAGAGCCUGAAACAAGCUUUUGAUACCAGAAACUUGAGGGGAUUAAUUACUGUAGACUCAAGUACAUUUAAUUUAAUAAUCAUGACCAAGACAUAAGCUGGUGCUCCUUACGUAUGCAAACUGGAGGUAGGAUAAGAUAACUCACUAACAGAGUGCAUAGCUAUUGUAUUUUCAAAGCCAGAAGAUUUUUUUUUUCCUUUACAGUCUCCUAUCCCUAACAUCAUGGGCAAGGUAUUUUUAAUAGGUGCUACACUAAAAUAGAGCACAAAUGAAAAAAAAAAUGGAAAUUCUUUAUCACACUUCCUUGCUAGAGGAAAAUACUUGGAAAAAUGAUGCCUGGUUUUCAUUUGCUUUGGAGUGGAGUGAAAGACAUUGCCUUGAACUAGGAGCUUGGAACAUCUUUAUAGGCCUCCACUAUAUUAAAAAGAUGGUAGGGAAGGAUGGUGAGCAAUGCAAGAGAGAGCUCUACAGAGGUCAGAGAAGUUUCCAGGCUUCAUAGUGCUGAAGGAUUUGGACCUGCUUCUGGUGUAUUAAUCCAAACACGGCAUUUUCAUCGGGACCCCCAAGGACAAUCUUACACAUUUCUUCUGUGUUGGAAAUCUACUUGAUAUUUAGAAUUAGUUUUACUUGAAAUCCAAAGUAAGACAGAGAAACAGGGGCCUGCCUUUUCGAUAUCCGCCAGCGGUAUUCAAGCUCAGGAGAGCAUGGACAACAGGCUUCAUUGCCUCAACCCUGAAUCUGCUCAAUGCUUCUGCUGCCAGCAACGGCAAGGAAUGAGCCUCAGCAAUAUUCCUUCUACAGCCCUUAUUUGCUGAGCUAAGGAAUACCCUGCAAAACCUGAGGAGUCUUAACAGCUGGGAUGCGACUGUACAACUGAACUCAGCCCGUGAGACGACAGGAACUAAUCAGGUACCGGCUGCAAGAAGAAAGCAAAGAGCCGUGUAGCGCUGGAAGGUGUGAGAGCAGCUGUCUCUGGAGAGUCCUGCCAGGGGGAUGCAUUACCCUCACGUCGGAGAGCAGCACGUCCUGGCACAGCGUGCAGGUACCCACAGCCCCACCGCCGGUCGGCGUUUGACCCCCUGCCCCUCUCUGUGCCCCCACUGUUGGUGCACUUGGGGUGCCCAAUUACUGCUCGUGUCUUCCAGCGCUGCACAGUGGGAGCAAAGGGCUGAGCUGGAGGAGAGGGCUGGGGGCUGACAGUAGCUUUUCUGCUCCAGGGGUUGAAGGACUGAGUUCAGUGGGGGACACUGGUGUUCUCCACAAUGUACUGGGAUUUCUUUUGACACUAAACCAAUAUCUCACUGCAGCUGCAAGACUUGGCCUUCAGGAACAAAGAUCCAGGGCAGCCCCUGCUGAGAUGAUAGAGCAGAUUCAUCAGGAGUGAGACCACCAGUGAUGUUGUGUAUUUGCCUUUUGUUUACACAUCACCCAUAUUGUAAACAGGAACACUGUUUUACCUCGUCUGCAUAAUUUUUACACUUUGCUGCUGCAAAAAGAUAUCCCUGGUUUAUUCAUGGGCUACAGCGAGUGAUCCGUAACCCUCGUGGCCCGUGGCAGCACGUGCCCAGCAGUGAGGGGGCUCAGCCACGCCGAGAAACCAGGGUCUUGCUAAAUGCUCCACAGACCAGUAACUGGGGGUGUUUGGUGCAUUGACGGUGCUGAAUGCAAACAGGAUGCCUGCUGAAAUGUGAAAGAGGUAAAAAAACACCCCACAGAGUUUUUGGGUGACCCACAAUGGGCGGAGAGUAAGUUUUCUGAGGGACUGUUGAACCCUGUUACAGAGUGGGAGAACUGUCACCUGAGGCUGCGCCAACUCUUAACGUGGGGCUUCAUCUUGCCAC
Messenger RNA from Calidris pugnax (ruff), 5157 nucleotides. Its product is annotated as cytosolic phospholipase A2 beta-like. The record is from RefSeq and is a predicted model, not a curated record. Gene Ontology annotation, cellular component: cytosol. Lineage: Eukaryota; Metazoa; Chordata; Aves; Charadriiformes; Scolopacidae. Gene Ontology annotation, biological process: glycerophospholipid catabolic process. The transcript is spliced from 20 exons. Gene Ontology annotation, molecular function: calcium ion binding; calcium-dependent phospholipid binding. Bases 36 to 2483 code for a protein of 815 amino acids.